AUGUCAUCUAAAAACUAUAAAUUGUUUCAUUAGAUAAUUCCAAAUACUACACGUUAUAGAGAUGAUCAAUUACCAAUCAAUAAUAAUUAUUUUGUUCGCUUAACAUAAGAUUCUACUAGAGUUCUAGAUUUAAUUGAAAAAGAUAAAUAAAUCCCACAUAAAUCUAUGAUUGAUCGAUUUUGGGGACAUAAAACAUAAAGAUUACCUCAACCUGUAUAUGAAGAAGAAAAACAAGUUUAAAUACCAUAAGAAAUUAUUCCUUAAGAGGACAAGAAAGAAAUUUUGCCUUUAAUCAAAUAAAAAACUGAACCCUAAUUGAAGAAAAUCAUGAGCUCAAAAUAAUUUAAGGAAAGUUUACUAUUUGAUGAAAGAACUAGUUCUAUACCUAAAACAACCAUUUAAAAUCAUAUAAUUGAAGAUUUAAUAAGAGAUAGUGAUAUAUUUUUAAAGAAACCUGAAAUAAUAAAGUAAGUACAAAGUUUGAAGAGAUUAAAAGUACUCAAAAAAUAUGAAGCUAAUCAGUAAAUUUUAAUUUCUCAUUUAGUUCAAAUCUUCCAGGUGUAGGGAAAUUACCAUAUAUAAUUAACGAUUAUCAUUCAAAAAGUACCAAUCCAGGAUAUUCAAGAAAUAAUAAAGGAAACUUUUUUACAAGAUGA
Molecule: messenger RNA, 656 nt
Organism: Paramecium primaurelia
Lineage: Eukaryota; Ciliophora; Oligohymenophorea; Peniculida; Parameciidae
Source: the annotation of a GenBank genome assembly